This is a messenger RNA of Populus nigra (black poplar), 3512 nucleotides long. RefSeq names its product leucine-rich repeat receptor protein kinase HPCA1-like. Bases 355 to 3210 code for a protein of 951 amino acids. The record is from RefSeq and is a predicted model, not a curated record. Lineage: Eukaryota; Viridiplantae; Streptophyta; Magnoliopsida; Malpighiales; Salicaceae. The transcript is spliced from 19 exons. Gene Ontology annotation, biological process: protein phosphorylation. Gene Ontology annotation, molecular function: protein binding; ATP binding; protein kinase activity.
UGAAAUUUUUUGAUAUUGACGUGUUAGUGGUACGCCAGCCAACCUCCAGCUCCAAGUUAUUCCUUUGCAGUGUAAUUCAAUAAAGUUGUUUGGUGAGGCGUCUUAACGUAUUGCUUGCUUUAACUUAUGAUCAUCAUACGAAAUGGAUAAACUUGUGCAAGUCAACUUAGGACGACAAGUUCUUCUGGCAUUGAGAGAACAGAUUUUGGUAUAGUUUGGUGAAAGAAAGAUUUACAAGGCCAAGUUUUCAGCAGUUCAAGUCUUUUUAAGUGUGAGAAUACUAAAUGGGUUUUCGGUUUUUCAACAUUACAAAUUAACUGAAAACAAAGAGCUUCUUUGAAGAUUUCUUGAGAAAUGGGUCCAAGAAUUCUUGUAUUUCUGGUUGUUGCUUUAAGUCAAGUAUGUACCAUACCAGCAAUGACUGAUGAGGCUGACUUUACUGCAUUGAAAGCUCUCAAGGAUAUCUGGAAAAAUGUACCACCUACUUGGGUGGGCGCUGAUCCCUGCGGAAGUCGGUGGGAAGGCAUUUUGUGCGCCAACUCACGUGUGACUUCCAUAACAUUGGCAAGCAUGGGAUUGAAAGGUUCACUAUCUGGAGAUAUCCAAUCCUUGUCAGAAUUGCAGAUUCUGGAUUUAUCCUACAACAAGGGCCUGAGCGGCCCUCUUCCUUCGGCAAUUGGGGAGUUGAAGAAGCUAACAAACUUAAUACUGGUUGGUUGUAGUUUCUGGGGUCCGAUCCCUGAUUCAAUAGGAUCUUUGCCACUACUUGCCUCUCUAUCUCUGAAUUCGAAUGGCUUCACUGGAUCUAUUCCCUCUUCAAUUGGGAAUCUAACUAGCCUUUAUUGGCUAGAUCUUGCUGAUAACAGGCUUACUGGGACCAUCCCUGUCUCCACAGCGACUACACCUGGUCUUGACCUGCUAGUUCAUACAAAACACUUUCAUCUUGGAUUGAAUCAGCUCUCAGGCACAAUCCCUCCUAAGCUUUUUAGCUCAGAGAUGAAACUCAUACAUGUACUUUUUGAAAGCAACAAGCUGACAGGCAGCAUUCCUUCCACCCUUGGCCUUGUGAAGACUUUGGAGGUUGUGCGCCUUGAUAAUAACUCAUUCAGAGGAUCUGUCCCGUCAAACAUCAAUGGUCUUACCAUUGUCAGUACGAUGUUUUUAUCCAACAAUGAUUUAACUGGGCCACUUCCCAACCUUACUGGCAUGAAUGUUCUCACUUAUUUGGACAUGAGCAACAAUAGUUUCGAGGGUACAGAAUUUCCUCCAUGGCUUUCAACCUUGCAGUCUUUGACAACAUUGGUGAUGGAAACAACACAACUUCAAGGACAGAUUCCUGCUGACUUCUUCAGCCUUUCUCAUUUACAGACUGUGGAUGCAAGAAAUAACAAGCUCAAUGGCUCAUUGGAUAUUGGAACAGGCCACGGAAACCAACUAGCAUUGAUUGAUUUGCGAAAAAAUCAAAUUUCUGCCUACACUAACAGACUGGGAGGAGAAGGAGUGAGUGUAAGACUUGCAGACAACCCAAUAUGUCAGGGAACAGCUGUGAAAAAAAGUUACUGCACCGUCUCCCAACCCAAUUCUUCCUACGCGACGCCUCCAAAUAACUGUGUGCCUGCAUCCUGCUUUGCUAAACAGCAUUCCAGUCCCAACUGUAAAUGUGCAUUUCCAUACACAGGACUUCUAGUGUUCAGAGCUCCUUCAUUCUCAGACCUUGGAAACAUCACUUACUUCAGUGUUCUCGAAAAAUCUUUGAUGAAUUCAUUCAAGUCCCAUCAAUUUCCUGUGGAUUCAGUUCAUCUAAGUCAACCAAGAAAAGAUCUAUCUCAGUACCUUGAUUUGAAUCUGCAAGUGUUUCCAUUUGGCCAAGAUCGUUUCAAUAGAACAGCAAUUUUAAGUAUUGGUUUUAUGCUAAGCAACCAGACUUUCAAGCCUCCAGCGCAGUUCGGACCUUUCUUUUUUAUUGGUGAUACGUAUCUGCAUUUCACAGGAGAAGUCAGAGGAUCAAAAAAGUCAUCUAGCACAGGUGCUAUCAUCGGAGCUGCGGCUGGUGGCUCUGUCCUUCUGUUGCUAUUGCUUGGUGCUGGGCUUUAUGCUUUUGGUCAAAAAAUGAAAGCAGAAAAAGCAAUUCAACAAAACAAUCCUUUUGCACACUGGGAAUCAAACAAUGGUGUUGGAGGUGUUCCUCAGUUACAAGGAGCCAGAUGCUUCUCUUUUGAAGAGAUCAAAAAAUACACCAACAACUUCUCAGAAACCAAUGACAUUGGUUCUGGGGAGUAUGGAAAGGUUUAUAGAGGAGUUCUUCCUACUGGAGAACUAAUUACCAUCAAACGAGCUCUGCGAGAAUGGAUGCAGCCUGGGCUGGAAUUCAAGACUGAGAUUGAACUUUUAUCCAGAGUCCACCACAGAAACGUUGUAAGCCUUGUAGGCUUUUGCCUUGAAAGAGGUGAACAAAUGCUCAUAUACAAGUUUGUGUCAAAUGGAAGUCUCAUGGAAAGCCUAUCAGCAGGGAAGACAGGAAUCAGGCUUGAUUGGGUGAGGAGACUCAAAGUGGCCCUUGGUGCAGCAAGAGGCUUGGCCUAUCUGCAUGAACUUGCCAACCCUCCCAUUAUCCACAGGGACAUAAAAUCAACCAACAUAUUAUUAGAUGAAAGCUUAAAUGCAAAAGUUGCCGAUUUUGGCCUCUCCAAGCUUAUGGGAGACAGUGAAAAGGGUCGUGUUACCACUCAGGGUUAUUUGGAUCCAGAAUACUACAUGACCCAGCAGCUAACAGAGAAGAGUGAUGUUUAUAGCUUUGGAGUUGUAAUGCUGGAACUAUUAACCGGAAGAAGGCCAAUAGAACGAGGAAAGUACGUUGUGAGAGAGGUCAAGAUGGCAUUGGAUAGAACAAAAGAUUUAUAUAACCUCCACGAACUUCUUGACCCAAGCAUUGGUUUGGACACAACAUUAAAAGGUUUAGAUAAGUUUGUGGAUGUUGCCCUAAAAUGUGUACAAGAGAAUGGAAGGGACAGGCCAACAAUGGGUGAGGUGGUGAAAGAGAUAGAGAAUAUCUUACAGCUUGCUGGUCUGAACCCCAACGCGGAUUCAGCAUCGACAUCGGCGAGUUAUGACGAUGUAAGCAAGGGAAGUGCUAAACAUCCAUACAUGCAUAGCAAGGAUUCCUUUGAAUACAGUGAGGGCUUUCCAGAUCCGAAGGUAGAGCCACUGUGAGCUCAGUUUAUUAUAUAUGGGCUCGGUAUAUGGUUGAAUGUUACUUGCUCGAGUAUGAGUUGCAUUUUUAUUUAUUUAUUUUUUGUGUUGUUUGUACUUCGUAGCUUAUGUUGAAUCAGAACUGUAAAUGCGUUGAAUUCUUUGCUUUUGAACAUUUAGUAAGCACUAUAAGAGUUGCAUAUGAUUUCUGAUCAGAGAAUAUUGUUGCUGUAAAAUUCUCACUUUGAGCGGGUCGCUUGCAUGCUCGUAUCCGAACAGCUCAGACGCAAACGAUUGUUUUAAAGAAAAAUAUAUUACGAAAA